This is a messenger RNA of Photinus pyralis (common eastern firefly), 776 nucleotides long. RefSeq lists its product as uncharacterized. Gene Ontology annotation, molecular function: lysozyme activity. NCBI's taxonomy places the organism in Eukaryota, Metazoa, Arthropoda, Insecta, Coleoptera, Lampyridae. The transcript has 4 exons. The coding region runs from base 177 to 668 and encodes 163 amino acids. The record is from RefSeq and is a predicted model, not a curated record.
ACCAUCUCCCUCUUUAUAGAUUUGCCUUUGAACGUGUCUCAUUUGGGAAUAAGCGAGGUACAAACCAUGGGAUCGCAUACUUUCCUCACGUGUUAUGACAUCAAAGGCCAUAAGAUAACUAGCGUGAUAAAACCAUCGGUUCACUAAACGGCAUCUUAUUUUUUACAUUCUUCACCAUGCAACGGUUUGUAGUAGUUCUCAUCGUCACUUCUUUGUUUUGUGUCCUUACAAAUGUGAAAGGGUUGGAAAACCUCAUCGGAACAGAUAUUCAAAAAUGCCUCAAUUGCGUAUGUCAUGCAAGGUCGGGAUGUUGGAGUCGGUUUAAUUGUGCAAGGUACUCGAUCAGUUUGGAAUAUUGGAUAGACGGAGGAAGUCAUACGGAUGGACCUUACGACAACUUAAAAGAUGCGUAUAAUAGCUGCAUGAAAAACGAAAAUUGUAUUUUGAACACCAUAAAGUCUUAUACUGACCGUUUUGAUGAUCGAGAUUGCAAUUGCGAUGGAGUAUUCGACUGCAAAGAUAGGCUUGCAAUUCACCUGUUUGGAGAUGCAUGUUUCAACCCCAAGUUUGGCGAUGUGUAUUCUAAAAGAUUUAACCACUGCGCAGCGCAGGUUGGCGUUCACGAAAUGGCUAGCGCCGAAGGUAGUUGCGUUGUACAGGUAUACUAAACUUGUACAGUAAAUGAACAGCUGUACCUGUACCCUUAGUUAUGUAUUGCUUUCUAUCGUAUAUUAAUGGUAUUCAAUGUGAUAUAAUAAAAGGAUGGUAGUAUUUUU